This is a messenger RNA of Bacillus rossius redtenbacheri, 1830 nucleotides long. RefSeq names its product foot protein 1 variant 2-like. Lineage: Eukaryota; Metazoa; Arthropoda; Insecta; Phasmatodea; Bacillidae. The record is from RefSeq and is a predicted model, not a curated record. The transcript has 3 exons. The coding region runs from base 1 to 1683 and encodes 560 amino acids.
AUGACAGACUCGCGGUUCUCGUCCCAGCAGAUGAGCCCCAGGGAGGACGUGGGGGCGGCGCUGUGCUGCGCGCUGCUGCUGGGGGCGGCCCGCGCCGCCGCCGAGCUGCUGGACGAGGUGCGGCUGGACGGCUGGGAGGCGGCGGAGGCGGUGGGGGCCGGCGAGGAGGCGGCGGCGGACGCGGAGAUGGGCGUGCGUCCGGAGCGGCUGCUGCGGCUGGACCGGGCGUUCGCGCGCGAGCGGGGGGCUGCCGGCGGCGGCAAGGGGGCGGCGGCGGCCGGGGGCGGCGCGGACUGGCCCGACACGUACUACGCCGGCGGCGACGAGCCGCUGUACGGCGCCGUGGUGGAGGGCGGCCCAGAGUCACCGGGUGGCAAGAGGAAGCGCUCCGACGCCGAUCACUACGACUACGAGCGGCUGAGGGCGGAAUACGAGGAGACGGCCCGGGCGGAGGCGGCGGUGCCGGGGGCGGCGGUGGCGACGGCGGCAGGGGGCAAGAUAGUAGACGUGCGCACGCCGCGCAACUGCUCGGCGGCGGCGGGCCGCGGCUACGGGCCCCGGGCCGUGCUGUGCCUCUGGCGCGAGCUGGGGGCGGCGCGCUCCGCGGGCCGGAGGCGGCGGCUGCUCGGGAGACUGGCGCGGGUCGCCGCCUUCUGGGGGCUCGUGUGGCUCGCCGUCGCCUUGCCCUUGUGGUGCCAGCUGGUGAGUGUCCCGCCCUGCUGGUGCCAGCUGGUGAGUGUCCCGCCCUGCUGGUGCCAGCUGGUGAGUGUCCCGCCCUGCUGGUGCCAGCUGGUGAGUGUCCCGCCCUGCUGGUGCCAGCUGGUGAGUGUCCCGCCCUGCUGGUGCCAGCUGGUGAGUGUCCCGCCCUGCUGGUGCCAGCUGGUGAGUGUCCCGCCCUGCUGGUGCCAGCUGGUGAGUGUCCCGCCCUGCUGGUGCCAGCUGGUGAGUGUCCCGCCCUUCUGGUGCCAGCUGGUGAGUGUCCCGCCCUGCCGGUGCCAGCUGGUGAGUGUCCCGCCCUGCCGGUGCCAGCUGGUGAGUGUCCCGCCCUGCUGGUGCCAGCUGGUGAGUGUCCCGCCCUGCUGGUGCCAGCUGGUGAGUGUCCCGCCCUGCUGGUGCCAGCUGGUGAGUGUCCCGCCCUGCUGGUGCCAGCUGGUGAGUGUCCCGCCCUGCUGGUGCCAGCUGGUGAGUGUCCCGCCCUGCUGGUGCCAGCUGGUGAGUGUUCCGCCCUGCUGGUGCCAGCUGGUGAGUGUCCCGCCCUGCUGGUGCCAGCUGGUGAGUGUCCCGCCCUGCUGGUGCCAGCUGGUGAGUGUCCCGCCCUGCUGGUGCCAGCUGGUGAGUGUCCCGCCCUGCUGGUGCCAGCUGGUGAGUGUCCCGCCCUGCUGGUGCCAGCUGGUGAGUGUCCCGCCCUGCUGGUGCCAGCUGGUGAGUGUCCCGCGCCAGGUGGUGAGUGUCCCGCACCUCUGCCCCGCGCAGGGCUGGUGUUGCUGCUGCCUGCAGCCCUGCCUCGCCUUCUGCCGGCCGCGGUCCACCCUGCGUCACGCGCGCGGCUACCUGGCCAGGAACCCUCCGGGCAGGCUCGUGCCGGACCCCGGCCAGAGCGCCAGAGUCUACGAGCCGAGCUCGUACGAGGCGCAGCUGUACCGCGAGCUGCAGCGCGACGUGCGCCGCGUGCUGCUGGUGUGAGCUGCCACCUGGCGGCGGGGACAGCAACUACACUCUGCCGUCCCCGUCAAGUCUGUGGAGUCAAUGGGACCGGGUGUGCGACGCAGGUGGCAGCUGUGACGAAGAUGCGGCGUCCCUGGGAGGACAGGCAGGGCGGAAGCCUCGACU